Molecule: messenger RNA, 1788 nt
Organism: Phlebotomus argentipes
Lineage: Eukaryota; Metazoa; Arthropoda; Insecta; Diptera; Psychodidae
Product: ubiquitin-conjugating enzyme E2 W
Exons: 6
Coding region: 1190-1738 (182 amino acids)
Source: RefSeq, a predicted model, not a curated record
UUCUUCUCGAUUGGAACAUAUUUGAGGAAGUGGAAGUUCUAUUUUCACCUCAAAUCGUUUUAUCUCAAGUCACUCGCUCAGAACCUUGUCGACCCGACGAUUAGCAAAUUGUGACAACGAUUUUGCUGGUGUUUCGACAUUUCUUCCCUCGACUGUGCCUGGAUUUGUGUGUCUCUGAAUGUGAAGAAAGCUGAUCGGCGAGUAGACUUCUGGUUAAUGUCUGGUGGCGGAAUCCUUGCGUUAAUUGUCAAUUGUAGUAAUUUACGAAAGCAAUUUGGGAAGGGAGUGAGAAGAAAAAAGAUGUGGCAAGUGUUUGUAAACAUUUGGACUGGGUCUGAAGCGCUGCCUCGCGAAUUAUUUAUACGGUGGGGAUCAUCUCUCAGCUGCUCUCACUGGCUUGGGACAGCUCCAAGGAGGCUGGCAAAGACACUGUUUACACUUGGAGGCAGCCGCAGAAUGUACGGGAUGAAUUUAUGUUAGAAUGCUCAUUUGCGCGGGUCAUUGAUUGCUCGAUUGUGGCCAAAGUGUGAAGCUGUGCAGUGUUGAAAUGCGUGUCGUCAUUGACUUGCGACUGGCGCUUUUCCGCGGUUCAUUUAGCGGAUAAAGAGAUGAUCUUAAAAAUAAAGAUUCACAAAGGAAUCAUCACUUCGAGGAAACUAACAAAGAGAUCCAUUUAAUGGCCUAACUUGAGAAGCGAAUGAAGAAUCGCGAGGGAGUUUGUUUACAGACUCAGGGCGUGUUUAGAACCUUCGAAUCGAGAUAGAAAUAGACUUGGGACAUUUUUCUCAGCUCGCGCGUCUUACGCAAAAAUCACAUUCGCUCUACUUUUAUCUGUGUUAAUCAAAUAGAGUUAGAGAUUUGUCUCUUGAAUCUUUAAAUUGUAUUUGACAAACUUUGCGUGGCAAUUAACGAAACUUGUCGUCUUGCCUAUUAAAUGCUAGAAAAAGCAAUGCCCCACUUUCGAUGGAGGAAACUCGCUUUUGUGUCUCUUGCUGGGAAGAGGAGUAAAUGAAUGAUUCUUUAUUGCAAUGAUAUGACAAUGUACGAUUGACUCUUUGGCCAAAAUUCUGGGAAAGAUAGAGAGUAAAUUGAUCCAGAGAAAUGUGCAGAAAGACAUAAAAAUUGAAUACAAAGUGCUAAACUGGUGAUAAUCAAUCUGCCAGUCAAAAUAGACGUGAAAAAAGAGUGGAUGUCUUGCAAGAUGUUCCGCUUCUCGAAGGCAGAAAGACGGCCACUCGGGCGAAAGGAAUCAAAGCCAAACUGUAAUCCGUUAAUUUUAGACAACACUCGAUGGGAGAAAAGACUUCAGAAAGAGCUGAUGUCGCUGAUCAAGGAGCCGCCGCCGGGGGUUCGCGUGGAUCCGGAGAGCAUCAGCCAGAACCUCUCGCAAUGGAUCAUUCACAUGCAAGGCGUGGAGGGGACGCUGUAUGAGGGGGAGCACUUCGAGCUCCUGUUCAAAUUCAACAAUAAAUACCCUUUCGACUCACCAGAGGUGACUUUCGUAGGUUCAAAUAUUCCAAUUCACCCGCAUGUGUACUCCAAUGGCCACAUUUGCUUAUCAAUUCUCACUGACGACUGGUCUCCAGCGUUGUCGGUUCAGUCCGUGUGCUUGAGCAUUUCGUCCAUGCUGAGUAGCUGCCAAGAGAAGAAGCGUCCGCCGGACAAUACGCUUUACGUAAAGACAUGCAAUAAGAACCCUAAGAAGACUAAGUGGUGGUAUCACGAUGAUUCGGUUUAACUCGGAAGAUUCCAGAAUCGACUUUGUAAAUGUUGUCAAGACGAUAAAAA